GCGAAUAUGGCCGACCCCGGGCGCAGGAUACCCCUACGCGUCUCGAACGGAAAGGCGUAUGCCUGGGACAUUGACGACAUAGCCGUGCUCCGCGGGCAGCAUCAUAUAUGCGGUGUGCUGACCGGGACUUUGCCUCAUCUCUCGCAACAGAAUGUCUUCCUGGGCAUCCCUCUAGUUCUCAUGCCGGAGGAGGUGGUCGUCCUUGUGGAGAAACAAUUAGCCGUCCUCGUUGAUGACCUGACAGCCCACCGCACUCCCUCCAUAGAAACACUCAAGGGAUGGAAUGAAGAGCGUGCAGAAUCCGCAAGACUCCAAAUUGCUGCAGCCGAGGAGGAUGCGCAAGAUAGGCCGGCCAAGUACGUCCUGUCGGAAGACGCCUUGCGGAAGCGCAAAGAGCGGGAAGAGCGGCGGGCUGCUGCUGCCAAGGCGAAGGCGCUCGCUGAAGGGGAAGAUAUUGUCGACCCGUCGAUAUUAGCGUCGACAUCGGCUCCGCAAAAUCAGGCUGUCAUGACAGAGCGACCACCGAAUUCGGCUGCGAACAAUGUGACUCCGCCAUAUACCAUCACCCUUCCUGCUAGCUCUAGCUCCCUUCAGUGGUAUGACACCGAGGGGUGCACGUAUACGUCAAUUGAGGACGCAAGGGCGGCGGGAGUGUGGACUUAUCCUGCCGACUUGCAUGAGCGAGCAAAGUGCGGUGUGUUCAGAGACCUGUGGGAGAAGGGCUAUUUCAUGGGUGGCGGGAUCAAGUUUGGUGGGGACUUUCUCGUCUAUCCUGGCGACCCGUUGCGUUACCACUCGCACUUUGUCGCUACCGUGAUUGACGCGCCACUGGCGACAAUCAAGCCGAUGGAGAUUGUCGCGCACGGACGGCUGGGCACUGCGACGAAGAAGGCGCACCUCUUGUGCGGAUGGGAGGACGAGAAGCAGGAAGUGUCAUAUUUUUCCAUCGAGUGGGCCGGCUUUGGUUGA
Molecule: messenger RNA, 969 nt
Organism: Laetiporus sulphureus 93-53
Lineage: Eukaryota; Fungi; Basidiomycota; Agaricomycetes; Polyporales; Laetiporaceae
Product: tRNA-intron endonuclease catalytic domain-like protein
Exons: 4
Coding region: 7-969 (320 amino acids)
Biological process (GO): tRNA splicing, via endonucleolytic cleavage and ligation; tRNA-type intron splice site recognition and cleavage
Cellular component (GO): tRNA-intron endonuclease complex
Molecular function (GO): tRNA-intron lyase activity; nucleic acid binding
Source: RefSeq, a predicted model, not a curated record